GGUGGUAAGCCCCGUUCUCUCGUAGUCUCAUACAUGUUCUAUUCUCCUCUCUUCUUCUCCAGCUCUCUCCCUGACGAUCCAUCUUAGCUGAAGCCGAAGGUUACAGGAAGUUCGGCGAGGUGUGCUGCGUGUUGUCUAGCUGAUGAAGCAGCAUCAUCGGAGGAGUUGUGCGUUUGGGACUGUGCUCUAUUAGGUCUGAUUGGUCUGUGAUUUGCUCGGAGGACUCGCUAGCUGGGCCGGCGAACAAGAGAUUUGGUGCUCAAAGCUUUGUGAGCGAGGCUUCCCCUCUUCCUGCGGUAUACUUUACAGGAGCUCGGUGGAAUAGGAUGGACACUUUCUCCCAUGUGCCCCCUGGAUUCCGUUUCCACCCCACCGACGAGGAACUCGUCGACUACUACCUGAGGAAGAAGGUGGCGUCGAACAAGAUCGACCUCGACGUCAUAAAAGACAUCGAUCUGUACAAAAUUGAGCCUUGGGAUCUCCAAGAGAAGUGCAAGAUCGGAAUGGAGGAGCAGAACGAGUGGUACUUCUUCAGCCACAAGGACAAGAAGUACCCGACGGGCACCCGCACCAACCGGGCGACCACCGCCGGGUUCUGGAAGGCGACGGGGCGGGACAAGCCCAUCUACACCAAGAACUGCCUCGUCGGGAUGAGGAAGACGCUCGUCUUCUACCGCGGCCGCGCGCCCAACGGCCAGAAGUCCGACUGGAUCAUGCACGAGUACCGCCUCGAGACCGCCGAGAACGGGACCACCCCUGAGGAAGGAUGGGUGGUCUGCCGGGUGUUCAAGAAGCGAGUGGCGACCGUGCGGAGGAUGGCCGACGGCGCGCCGUGCUGGUUCGACGACCACGUCGCCGGCUUCAUGCCGGACCUCGGCUCGCCGAGGCAGCUGAUGAUGCAACACCACCACCACCCGAGCACAUCGGCGGCGGCGGCGGCGUACGGCGGCCAGCAGCAGCUCUACCACUGCAAGCCGGAGCUGGAGUACCAUCACCUCCUGCCCAGCCAGGAGGCAGCCUUCCUGCAGCAGCUUCCUCAGCUGGAGAGCCCCAAGCCUCCCGCCUACAUCGCCCAAGGGAGCUCCAGCCUCCAGUCCUCCGACGAGGCCUCCAUCAGGUACACCGCCGCGCAGCAACCAGACAUUGAGGCCGCCUACAUGGCCGCCGCAGGCGACGACGACUCGGUCACCGAUUGGAGGGUGCUCGACAAGUUCGUCGCGUCUCAGUUGUUCAGCCACGGCGAUGGCACCACGAAAGAGGCCGCUUACUCCAACCCCACCCAGGUGUUUCAGGCCGGAAGGAACAAGCAGAGAGAAGAGGCGCUGGACUAUGCCUCCACGUCUGCCAAUGGUGGUGGCGGCGGCAGCGAGGCUGAUAUGUGGAAAUAGCUGCUGAAGAACGUACAUGAACCCGCAUACAGUUCAUAUAUACCUCCCAAAUCUGAUUUAUAGUGUACAAACAUAUAUAGCAGGCAAUACAUGUCAUGGCUCAUGAAGAUAUACCUAUGCAUAAUAAACAAGUAACCAAAGUGGUUAUAUAAAUUGUUUGACAUCAGGUCUCAGGAUCUGGUGUUAAUAAGGUAUGUAGCUAGCUGAAAGCUGAAGCUAAGGAGCUUCAGUAACUGACUUGACAAUUUGUAAAAAUGGUCAAGCUGUCGAUGGACUUCUAUUUGUGCGGUCCAUCGUCCAAAACGGCAGCUCUCUGGUCGCUGCCGAUGCAUCAGCAAUAUUUGUGAAAUGGAGUGGAAAGUUUAUUUACUGAGACACUCCUGUGUUGGACUUCUGUUUUGGA
This is a messenger RNA of Panicum virgatum (switchgrass), 1791 nucleotides long. RefSeq names its product NAC domain-containing protein 7-like. The transcript is spliced from 4 exons. Gene Ontology annotation, molecular function: DNA binding. Gene Ontology annotation, biological process: regulation of DNA-templated transcription. NCBI's taxonomy places the organism in Eukaryota, Viridiplantae, Streptophyta, Magnoliopsida, Poales, Poaceae. The coding region runs from base 327 to 1388 and encodes 353 amino acids. The record is from RefSeq and is a predicted model, not a curated record.